Molecule: messenger RNA, 1200 nt
Organism: Ostreococcus lucimarinus CCE9901
Lineage: Eukaryota; Viridiplantae; Chlorophyta; Mamiellophyceae; Mamiellales; Bathycoccaceae
Exons: 1
Coding region: 1-1200 (399 amino acids)
Molecular function (GO): protein binding
Source: RefSeq, a predicted model, not a curated record
AUGUCCACCAUCGUCAUCGACGACAAGUACGCGUUGAGUGACUCGGACUCUGUCGACGCCGACGCCCCGCGAUGCGCGAACUGCGGCGUCGCGAGCGACCGACUCAAAAAGUGCGCCAAGUGCCGGCGCGCGCACUUUUGCAACGCCGCGUGCCAGCGCGCGGCGUGGGACGCGCACGCGCGCGAGUGCGUCGCGGAUGCGAACGCGAAACCGGCGUACAAACCGCCCGAACCGCCGCGAAUGCCGACGAAGGCGGAAAAGGAAGAGGCGAAGGAGAGCGAGACGCGGCGAAUUCGCGAGACGACGUUGCCGCGAGCGCGCGCGGCGUUGCGAAGAGAUGGCGUCUCGACAACGGUAGAUUUAGACGAGUUGAUCGAGGGAUUAGAAGACGCGAUCGUGUUCGCGAUCGGGGAGGAGGAUCAGGGGUUGACUCGCGAGGUGCGGUUGGUGCUGGCGAGGGCGUAUUUAGAGGCGAAGCGCGCGGAUGAAUGUUUGCACUAUUUGGCGCCGGCGCUGGAGGAGGCGCGAAAGGAGGGCGGGGCGGCGAGCGCGGACGCGCACACGCUCGCGGCGAAGGCGCAUUGCGCGAAGGGCGAGAAAGAACAGUGUCGCAAGGAAUUGACGGCGGCGUUGGAUUGCGCGAGCGAAUCGACGAGCGACGAAGCGCAGUGCGAUACGUUGCUCGACGCGGGGAUUAUUUUACACGAUCUCGGUGACUGGGAGCGAUGUGCGCCGUUGCUCAGCACCGCGGGCGAGGCGGCAGAAAAACUCGGUCGCUUGCGCGAGGCGGCGCGCGCGUAUAAUCGCGCGGGUUCGGCACUUUUGCGUUCGGGUCGGCCCGACUACGCCGGGCGAUGCUGGACUCGAGAGCUGCGAGUGCUAGAGGCGGACGAUUCCACCGAUCCAGGGACGUUGGCGCAGGCUUUCGCGAACUGUGCGAGCGCUUUUUUACUCACUCGCGGCGAAGACGAUGAUGCGUUCAACUUACACAAGAAGUCCGCGCUCACGAAGGCCCGCGAGUCUGGAAAUGACGCUGAGGCUCGCGUUUACUUGCAAUUAGGCAACGCUUACAAACUCGCCGGAGACGCGAUAGAUGAUAGUUUAGCGCGCGCGAAAGAUUGUUUCGAGAAAGCAAAGUCGUUAUCGGCGACCGAUGCUGGCGAGAUCGCUUCGCGGGCUUUAGAAAUGCUUAGUCUGUAA